AUGGCGUGGUACUGCUCCGGAUCCACCAACACCGAGCUGGUCGAGAACCUGUUCAAAGGCGGCUUGAUCAAAAAUGAUCGCGUGAAGGAAGCCAUGCUAGGAGUCGAUAGAGCCCACUAUGCACCUUCACGACCAUACUCAGACUCACCACAAUCCAUUGGCCACGGCGCUACAAUCUCAGCACCACACAUGCACUGCCACGCAUGUGAGUAUCUAAUCGACCACCUCUACCCAGGAGCCCGGGUCCUAGACAUCGGAUCCGGGUCCGGAUACCUUACGCAUGUCCUAGCAAAUCUAGUGACCGGGCCCGGCACCUCGGAUAAAGGACAGGUAAUAGGCAUCGACCACAUCCACGAAUUAGUCGAACUAGCAAAAGACAACAUGGACAAAUCCACCGAGGGCCGCUCGCUUCAGGAAUCCGGUAAAGUGAAAUUCGUCAAAGGUGACGGCCGCCUGGGAUGGAAAGAAGAAGCACCAUAUGAUGCCAUUCAUGUCGGUGCUGCUGCCGAGGCUCUCCAUCCGGUUUUGAUUGAGCAGCUUGCUGCUCCGGGGAGGUUGUUUAUUCCGGUUGAGUCGGACCCGAAUGAUGAGGAUGGGAGUUUAUUGGGUGGGAUUGGGGGCCAGUAUAUCUGGGUUGUGGAUAAGAGGAAAGAUGGGUCGAUUUUUAAGGACAAGGUUUUUCAGGUUAGAUAUGUGCCUUUGACGGAUGCGCCUGGAUCAUGA
Penicillium waksmanii is the source of this 723-nucleotide messenger RNA. RefSeq names its product protein-L-isoaspartate O-methyltransferase. The record is from RefSeq and is a predicted model, not a curated record. Bases 1 to 723 code for a protein of 240 amino acids. Gene Ontology annotation, molecular function: protein-L-isoaspartate (D-aspartate) O-methyltransferase activity. Gene Ontology annotation, cellular component: cytoplasm. Lineage: Eukaryota; Fungi; Ascomycota; Eurotiomycetes; Eurotiales; Aspergillaceae. Gene Ontology annotation, biological process: protein modification process. The transcript has 2 exons.